AUACCACACUACAUCAAUACUGAACUUGUAAAUAUACCCGGAUUCGCAGGACUCUUCCUGGCUGGUGUUGUAAGUGCUGGAACAAGCACAAUAUCAUCAGCGAUAAAUUCACAAGCAGCGAUCCUCUACGUCGACGUCAUCGCUCACGGAUACAAAAGAGCAGACGAGCACGUCUUGAUGAUUACACGCAGCACCGCUCUUAUUCUAGGUUUGAUAAUGACAGCGUAUAGCUCACUGGUUAUACACAUGGGAUCCUUAACUAGGAUACUUUUAUUGGUGAACACAGCAUGCACGGCGCCGUUUGUCGGAUUGUGCAUCUUGGCUGUGUUGUUUCCUUUUGUUCAUUGCAAGGGCGCUGGUGUAGCGACACUCUUGAUGCUUGGCUACCAACUCUGGCACAUGGCUGAGACUAUCAAAACAGGAACAAGAGCUGCAAGACUUCCAGUAUCUCUUAACUACUGCCCUGGAAACCAAAGCAGUGCAUUUUCACCACUUGACAUUACCUCCACAGUGCCAAACCUUGAAUCAGAAGAAACUUUUUUGAUAUUUCACGUGUCACACUUCUGGAGCAGUUUCUUCGCUUUCAUCGGAACUAUCGUGAUUGCAGUAUUUACAAGUGUGGUCACAGUAUUAUAUCCCUGA
Messenger RNA from Dermacentor silvarum, 642 nucleotides. RefSeq lists its product as uncharacterized. The record is from RefSeq and is a predicted model, not a curated record. The transcript is spliced from 7 exons. Lineage: Eukaryota; Metazoa; Arthropoda; Arachnida; Ixodida; Ixodidae. Bases 178 to 642 code for a protein of 154 amino acids.